This is a messenger RNA of Homalodisca vitripennis (glassy-winged sharpshooter), 7418 nucleotides long. It is a transcript of the gene Atg9, whose product is annotated as autophagy-related protein 9A. Gene Ontology annotation, biological process: protein localization to phagophore assembly site; autophagy of mitochondrion. The transcript is spliced from 15 exons. The record is from RefSeq and is a predicted model, not a curated record. Lineage: Eukaryota; Metazoa; Arthropoda; Insecta; Hemiptera; Cicadellidae. Gene Ontology annotation, cellular component: phagophore assembly site; autophagosome. Bases 181 to 2334 code for a protein of 717 amino acids.
CUUGAAAAAGGGAAAUAGAAUAGUUGCUUUGUUUAAACUUGUCACUCUUUUCUUGGACAGGUUGGUGUUGUUCGGAAGUUUAGAAACAGAAAUGCACGUGGUUAUUUCCAGAUACAACGUGCAACUGGCAGGAUAAUAUGAACUGUUUAUGACCAAGGCCUUUUUAAGGUUUGAUUCACAAUGAUGAAAACUAUGGAAACCAGUUACCAACAGUUCACUGAGGAACACGAUGAGUCCGAGGAUACCCCUCAAGGUUUAGGGACAAGGAUCCAAGUUGUUCCAGAAAGCGGAAAAUCUGCUCGAUGGAAUCAUGUGGAAGACUUGGACUCUUUCUUCACCCACAUCUACCGCUACCACCAGAAACACGGGUUCAAGUGUAUCUUGCUGCAGGAGGUGUUGGAACUUGUGCAAUUUAUAUUCAUCUUGCUGCUGUCCACUUUUAUGUUGAACUGUGUCGAUUACCAGAUUCUCUUCCGAAACAAUGAGACGGACCAUACAGCCAGUCAGCGCAAAAUCGCUCUUAGUGAUGCAAUAUUACCAAUGGACCAGUGUGUGGCAAAUGUAAGUGCCAUCUGGUGGGUGGUCACCUUCAUGUCUAUUGUCUUCUGGCUCAUACAAUGUGUGCGGGUCGUCUACCACGCUUUCCAGUAUUGGAACAUCAAGGCAUUCUUCAACUCCGCUCUCAAGAUACACGACUCGGAAUUAGACAAUAUCACAUGGCACGAGGUCCAGAAGAGGAUCCGGGAGGUCCAAAAUGAGCAACAGAUGUGUAUUCACAAGACGGAUCUUACAGAGCUGGAUAUUUACCAUCGGAUACUCAGGUUCAAAAACUACAUGGUAGCGAUGGUUAACAAAUCAUUACUUCCAGUCCACUUCAAUAUUCCAAUGGUAGGACCAGUCAUAUACUUCUCACAUGGUCUCAAGUUCAACAUAAACUUUAUCCUUUUCUGGGGUCCGUGGUCGCCUUUUGAGAACUGGAACCUAAAGGACGACUACAAGAAAGGCAACAAGAAGCAUGAAAUGGCAAACCGCUUGUCAACAAUCAUCACAUACUGCUCUUUGCUCAACCUGGCACUGCUCCCUUUCAUUCUGCUGUGGCAGAUCCUCUAUUCCUUCUUCAAUUAUACUGAGACUAUAAAACGGGAGCCAAGCUUCAUGGGGUCUCGGUGCUGGUCACUGUAUGCCCGCAUGUACUUACGUCACUUCAAUGAACUCGAUCACGAACUUAACGCCAGAUUGAACCGUGCGUACCGGCCAGCCUCCAAGUAUAUGAACAUUUUCACAUCCCCUGUCAUGACUAUCAUUGCCAAGAAUGUGGUAUUUGUAGCUGGUUCGAUGUUGGCUGUCCUCUUGGCUCUGACAGUUUACGACGAGGACGUCUUGACUGUGGAUCAUGUGCUGACUGCCAUUACUGUACUCGGAGCCAUCAUAGCUGGCUUCAGGGUAUUUAUCCCCGACGAAAACCUGGUAUGGUGUCCCGAGAACUUGAUGACAGCCAUUCUGGCCCAGGUGCACUAUCUUCCGGACAACUGGCGGGGUAAUGCUCAUACCUCCCGAGUACGCAACGAACUCUCCCAGCUCUUCCAGUAUAAAGCUACAUACCUGCUGGGGGAACUGUUGUCGCCUGUGAUCACACCAUUCAUUCUCUUCUUCUAUCUGCGACCCAAGGCUCUGGACAUCGUGGACUUCUUGCGACACUUCACGGUGCAAGUGCAGGGUGUUGGUGACGUCUGCUCGUUCGCUCAGAUGGAUGUGCAUCGCCAUGGCAAUCCUACAUGGCAUGCCAAAAAGUCUCUGCCGCCUUGCGUUAACCAGUACAAUCAGGCGGAGGAUGGCAAGACGGAACUGUCACUGAUCCACUUCACACUGACUAAUCCGGAUUGGCAGCCGCCCACGGAAGCAGAGACAUUUGUUUCCAAGGUGCGCUCGGCCCGCAAGGAGGAGACGGUUACACCCGCCAUGCAGCUAAUUAUCAACGACAAUUCUCUGUCUUCCCUUGGUGUCGGGUUGAGUGAGAUGCUGAUGAUGCGGCAAGGGCCUUCCUCUUCCUCCGUUGGACCCCUCUCUCCCAUUAGCAAUAUACAGAUACCAACAAGCCGUGCUGAAGGACCCGCACAUAACCCUCAAUUCAGUUGCCUGGAGCCAACGUUGGGAACCAGUAUGAUGGCAGAGGGUGAUCCCUUGACUGACAUGAGUCUGAGCACCCUCUACCUCCAUGAGGUUCACCACAGACAAAUGCGACGUCAAGGCUAUCCAGACAGAAGUGUAUGGUCCCACGGUCAAAGUUCCUUGCGCACACAGGAGCGAACACCUCUCAUCCCUCGGCAGUCGUGACUGACGCCCACGUACGUCUAGCGUCCACUCACUCACCUCACGUCUCGGCCGACUUACCUCUACACUGGCGUCAACACCUGAUCUCCUAGAAAACCUACGAAUAUGACGGACCUUCUUUUAGGCGCAAUUUUAACUCCCACUAACCAUAAACAUAUUUUAUACAAGAGUGGUGCAUUCAGCAUCACCCCCCCCCCCUUGCUUCAUCAAUCCCUUGUAGGUACAUCUGUGCAGAACAGGAAUGGAACGGGUCUGGUGGAACGCAGUUGUAAAGGAACACUAACGGAAAAUGACAAAUACACUCAGAGCACCAUCUAACUGAAUGUUUUCCUCUCUGUUCGAAGCUGCCUACAUUUAAAUACAUGUACAGAUGAAGUUGAAUUUAUUUAUAUUCCAUUCUAUUCCAUCUCUGUUUAUCAAUGCUUUAACUUUUCGUGUUCAAAUUCAAGUUUUAAAUCUACACUUGUGCAUACAUACCUAAAACUUGUAUCUGAGACCCCCAGUGAUUCUUGGACAUCCUGUUUUCCUGCCCAUACCUCAUCUCUGCUGCUGUGCCUUACAUAAUCUUUGACUGUUAUCUCUGUGCUGUAAGUUGUAUUAAGUGAUCUUUUUGUCCUACAGCUGGCUGCCUUGUUUCAGAAUGAAUCUUGACUUAGUACAUUAAAGUACAUUUUAAUUUGAACAUUAAAACUUUCCGGUAAGACCAAACAAAAUCACCAUGUUGUAAUUGAAAUGGUGGUUUUGUUUGAUUUUGUUUAGUACAAUAAGAACAGUUAUAGCACCUUGAAGCAUAGAGGUGACAAGAUUAUUUGUUUAAUUAAAGUUAGACAGUUCUUUUUAUAUUUGACAGUUACAAUAUAAAAAAGAAAGUGAGUAUGGUUUUGUAUGUGUUACUUACUGAAAAUGAAAUGAAACAGGUUUGAGAGAAACAAAUCUCUUAUGGUAAGUGAUUAGUUUCAGUAAUAUUUUAAUACUUAGCAUCUUCAUUGACCUCUACAGAGUGACGUCAAACUUAAGUCUCACCCUCUACACCAUAAUGUGUCUGCUUGCUGCAUACAAUGUGUUAAAACAUACACAUAUUAUUGGCAGGGCCGUACUCAGCUUUGGCGGGCCCCGGAAAAGAUAUUUGGCUGGGCCCAUCCCUGUACAAGUGUGUCAGGACUGGCCUGGGCCCCGGUACAAUUGUCCGAAAUAAGCGGUCUGAAUACGGUCCUGAUCAUUAGAACAAAGCUGCACUUCAUUGUGAGAGCUUAGUUUGUUUCAAACCUGUUGAUUUGAUUUUAAUACAAAUUCUCCACUGCUAUUUAUAUACAUUUCAUUUAAAUGUAUUGUUAUUUAAAAUGUAAUGAAACACCUUAUUUUCACAUUAAAUUAGUUAGGAUUUUAUGUGUAGUGUGCUUGCAAUAUUUUACUUUCAGUGUUUUAAAUAAUGUGAUUUAGGACUUAAUAGUUUUCACUAAGUUAUCUGACAUAAUAUUAUUUAUUUAUAAUAACAUUGACUAACAGUUCUACAUUCAAUAGCAUAGUUAGUAGCAUGUAUAUGUUAACCUUUAACCAGUUAUAAAGUGUAGUCAUAUUAAACAUUGUUAAGACUGAGACUAACCACUUUAAAUUUGAUGAGGAAUACGAUGCUGCAGUUUCUUCAGUUUUGUUUUGAAUGUAUUUAUAUUCUUCCUGUUAAUCUAUUUUGGAUUGUUCUUAAUAACUAAGUUAGCAUGUGUUUAUUUUCAAUGGUAAACUGUAACACUGUAAACAAAAUCAUUUACAUUUUUACUAAUACAUGUUCACAUUUGUGUUAUUUAACUUAUAUACAACAAGAAUGAUUGUAGUCCAAUUUGUAUGCUACCCAUACAUAACAAUUAGAGCGUUUUAUUUUUUUAUGAUAAAAACUCUGUUUUAACUUGAUUUCAAUCUUUUAGGACUAGUGUUAUUGUCUGGUAUCAGUGAGACCAGUAAAAAAGAUCAAGUGGCAGCUUUAUUUCACUUUGAUUCAGUUAAAAGUGAAACAACUUAAACAUUUUAGGGCCAAGUGUUAUUUUACAGGCAUCAGUGAAAUUGGUAAAGAAAACUAAGUGGCAGCUUGAAUUCGUUUUGAUUCAGUUAAAACUAGUAAAAUUAAAAAUUUUUCGUUAAUUAGUUAAAUUUGAAACAGUAAAGUGCAUCCUAUUGUAUGAAUAAAGUGUAGUAUUACGUUAAUAAUCCCUUGAUUUAAUAUUUUAAACGCCUUAUACUUCUAGAUGAUGUUUUUAAAAACCGGUUUUGUUGUCAGCUAAAUGACUGAAUCGACCAGUAAAUUUGUGGUAUUUUACUUGUUUUUGUAUUAUUUUAUAUUAGAUUUGCUUGUAUUGUACUAAACAAAAGCACUGCCAUUGUUUUAUCUACUAACAAAAACUUUUCCACUUUCUUCAGUUUUUAAUUGGAAAUAGAAAAUAUUAUGAAAAAGUACUUUCAGGUCCAGAUAAAAGUCUUAAAUUGAACAUUUUAAUACCUUGAGUGUACAGAUAAUCAUUAUUAUUCAGAAAUCCUUUAAAAAAAUAAAGGUUCACAGGUGUUUAGUUUUUCAGUACAGUAAAAAAUAAAUGUAUUUUAAUGGGUUGUAAUGGUUCCACUGAUCUUGAAAACAAAACUUAGAAUAAUUGCACUAAUUGCACUUUUAAAAUGUAAUUGAUUUUAAAUUGACUAAUAGUUAAUAAUCUCAUGAAACUAUUAUCUGUAACUUCAAUACUGUGGCUUAUAUUUCUUUAUCAUAUCUUAAUCAAAUCAAAUCUUUGCCUUUGUAGUUUGAAUCAAACUGAACAAUUUAUACAUUUUGUUUACAAUUUAUAAUUAUUUCUAAACUCUUCAUUCCAGUCAUUCAAUACAAUUAUGAAGGAUGAGUUAGGACUCUGCAUUUAGUCCUAAAAGGACCUUUGCCUCUUCCUUACAACAUUCAUAUCUGUGGCUUUAACAUUCAAUCCCAAACUUUGCUGUACAUCUGGUUACAUUCUUUUCAUUCGUUAAUAACUUGACAGUGUUUGCAUGUCUCGGUACUGUAGCAAUCCUGGGCAAGAUCUUGCGCACUGACAUGCAAAAUCUUGCACUGGCCUGAUCUAAUGCUUAGACUCACUUGUAGGUGUAGCUUCGCUACCUCAUGGUUACAUGGGAUUAUGUGUGAGAAAUCUCUUCUUUGUCUCCAUUGAAUUAGUGAUGAUGACAAAUUGUCAAAAGUAAAAUAUCCUGCAAUGUGUACCUUUGACAUACUGUAGGUGAGGAAUUGCCCCAAGUCUAGAAUCCUGAAAAUGUUCUAGGAUCCCUAGUAUAGUGUUGAGGAAGUGUUCUUGUAGGAUCUAUCUGUUUACAACUUAGGAAUUUGUUCUUCCUUGAUUACUAGUACCAUGGGUCUAGAUAGUGUUCUCUUGUACAUGGAUGAGGGAAUGUUUUCUGAACAAUUUUGAGAUUUAUUACAUUUUUUUUAUUGCUGUAUCAUAUCGUUAUUGUACCAGUGAUGCUCUAUAUUACACUACUUCAUAACCUCCAAAGGUAAUUUUUUUUUUAAAUUUUGUUUCAGGAGUGUUUAGUUGUUUUUAUUUACAAUAAAAGUUUUGUUUCUAACAAAUAAUUAUGAGAGACUAACAGGAAAUGGUUUUAGUUCAUUUAAACUGUAAGUAACACAUCACAAAUUGAGUAAGAUUAAUUGUUUGUCAGCAAUUCAUCAGCGGUGUUUUAACUUAAAUAAUUUGUUUAUUCUUUGAUUGUGAUUCUUGUUAUUAGUUGUUGUAGAAACUUUGCAUGAUGUAAAACUGCUUUCUGCCGCAAUCUUGAGUGUUAUAUCAUGUUGGAAAUGUAGCAGUUUUAUUGGCAUAGAUUUUGUGUGAUUUAAUGAUAAACUCCAUUGCAUGAUUGUAAGUUUAUGUUGAAUAAAAUUUCUUCAGGGAAGCGCUAAGUCAGCAAGGAAUCAAGAAUUUUGAAUUGAAUGAAUUCAAAGCGACUAUAUACCAGUGUAGGUUAAAUCUGACUUUUGUUAGCACUCUGAAAGCACUCACCUGCCUAGCUUAAUGGUGACCUAGAAAAUUAAUUGAAUUAACACCAUCAAUGUUAAAAUUAACUCUAAAAUACUCUCCAAAUUAAUGUAAAAUACUGUGAAUUUGGAAUACAAUAAAUUUCACAAGGCAUGGUAGGGUAAAUUGUUAAAUUGGAUACAUUAUUAUAACUUGAAGUAACAGACUUUUGGGCUAGUUUUGUCCCAAUUAACCAGAAGCAAUGUACAGGAUUUAAUCACUGCCAUAUUAUUGUGUUUGAACCUGAUCCUCAAACUACCAUGAACAUUGGAUGUUUUCUUGUUUUACAGAAGUCAACCGAUUAUAUCACUUCUUCCACAUUGAGGUAUAUAUAUAUAUAUAUUAUGUAAAGCUCAACUUAAGUUAGUUACUCUUAUGUCAAAGCUGUCUACAUUUCAUUGAUGAUAUCUGCUCGGAUUGAAAUGCUGUUUAUUUUAUAAUCUUUUAAAACCAAGCGUAUAUUAGGUAUACAUUUUAAGAUCCAAUAACUCCUCAGUAUAGAUUUUAUAACUGUUAUUUCGUUGUAUAUUUCAGGAAAGUUGUACAUUUCAUAUUAGUUAGGCAUAAAUAAUUGUAAAACGGUCUUUCAAAAACUAUUUAUUUUCUCAAUUUCAACUCGGUCAAUAAUUCUGUUGUGAUUUUUUAUCUAUAGAGUAAUUUCGCAAUCGAUCAUGUAUAUUCAUACUUAUCUAAUGUGAAUAUUUACGGAACUUAUACGCUUAGUCUUUAAGUACAAUGAAUUGUGUUAUUAUUUAGUCAUAAGAAAAGUGACAUUUUCAAUUCAGUUCAAGUCAUAAUUUAUUGCACUUUUGUAACAAAACUGUAACUGAGUGUUCAACUAAUUUCGUAUGAGUGCUGAGUGAGUGAGUAGUUUAAAUUCUUUUCUUAUUUUAACAUAAUACGUUUAGUUAAUUUUUUUAUUUUUAAAUAAUUGUGUAAGUGUGAAACGAUAAUGUUUAGUUUAGUGUUUUUAUAAAAAAUGAGUUUGUAUAAAAUAAGAACAGUUUGUAUUUUGUACUCAGAUCUUCAAAAUAAAACUGGACACAAGUA